Messenger RNA from Podarcis muralis (Common wall lizard), 2653 nucleotides. It is a transcript of the gene ATPAF2, whose product is annotated as ATP synthase mitochondrial F1 complex assembly factor 2. Gene Ontology annotation, cellular component: mitochondrion. NCBI's taxonomy places the organism in Eukaryota, Metazoa, Chordata, Lepidosauria, Squamata, Lacertidae. The record is from RefSeq and is a predicted model, not a curated record. Gene Ontology annotation, biological process: mitochondrial proton-transporting ATP synthase complex assembly.
ACAUAGAAAGAUGGCGGCGCCCAUGAGCGUGGGUGAAUAAGGAAGUGGGCGGGCGAGCAAAAAAAGGAAGAUUUUGAGGGUGGAAAGGAAGAGGGUUUUUUAAAUUAUUGUUAUUUUAACCUUUAUUGAGUUGGCUUCGGGGGCUUCUCAUUUUUACUGCUUAGGGAAAUCUCACUAUAAUUCCUUUGGAGCCAAGAGAGGGUCUACAUUAGGGGCUGUCCUUGGGUCCCACGACAUAAAUUUCCCCUAGCGCAGCCUGCUGCCGAGACCUCCUUUUAUCCUCUCCCUUUUAAAAACAACCCCCCCACAAUACCCUCCAGGCCUCUUCCCAUGUUUAGACAGCCUAGCUCUAGUUUGCUGUGUCCUUAAAAUAUACGUUUAUAAACUUAGGUCAGCUUUUUAUGAUGAUACCUGUAUCCAUAACACAUAAGGAAAGGCGGAGCUACUUCUGAAGAAUCGCUCAUAGUUACUUGGUCCCUUUCUUUGACCUCAUUGCCCCAAAUUAUUAUUAUUAUUAUUAUUUAUUAAAUUUACCAAAUACCAGAAUGUGGUGGGGUGGUUUACAGCGCCUGUCAUCAAGACACUCCCUUGUGGUCGGACGUCUCUGGCCAUCUGUCUUCGUUCGUGGUCCAGUGUUAUUGCAAGUGGAGUCAAGACGACCCUACACACCGCAGGCAGAAAGGAAAAGGUUCUACCAGAAUGUCAGCAUCUCCCAAGGUGAAGGUGGCUUUGAAAUCAACUUGGACCACCGAAAACUGAAAACCCCCCAAGCCAAGCUCUUCACGGUGCCAAGCGAGACUCUGGCUCUGGCUGUGGCGACCGAAUGGGACUCUCAGCAGGACACCAUCAAGUUCUACACAAUGCACCUGACAACCUUGUGCAACACAGCUUUGGACAACCCGUCGCAGCGAAGCAAAGAUCAGCUCAUCAAGGCAGCUGUGAAAUUCUUGGAGACGGACACAGUUUGCUACCGGGUGGAAGAGCCACCUGCCUUGGUGGAACUGCAGAAGAAUGAGUGGGAUCCCAUAAUCGAGUGGGCAGAGAAAAGGUACAAUGUUGUGAUUGGCUCAUCAACAAGCAUCAUGGGUCCCAGCAUCCCGCAGAGCACGAAGGACACCUUUGUCAGCCACCUGGCAUCGUAUAACAGCUGGGCCCUUCAAGGCAUAGAAUACAUGAUCACCCAGCUGAAGUCUCUGGUUCUCUCGAUGAGUCUGCUUGACAAGCACCUCACGGUUGAGCAAGCUGUCCUGCUAUCUCGUCUAGAGGAAGAAUUCCAGAUCCAGCACUGGGGGAACGUUGAGUGGGCCCACGACUAUGACAUGUACGAACUUCGGGCCCGCACAGCUGCUGCUGCCCUUUUUGUUCAGCUUUGCUUAGAGAAUUCCACGGUCAAGCACAAGCUGCUGCAGGACUGAGACUCUGCGGCGGACAAGGAACGGGCGCCGGUGGCACUGGACAGACCUGUAGAACAUCCAGGCCCGACUGAGUGGCGGGUGGAGAAGGUGGAGAAGAGAGGGAACUGGUGUUGGUGGGGUGAUGGAAUCGCACUACUCGUCCAAGGCUGACCUGGUGAUAGCGGUGAUGCUGAUGGUCCUUAGACUGACUGGGUGUGGCGAUUCUCCCUGAACGAGGGGGCAGGAAUGCCUGGCAUCCGUUUCCUUCUGUUCAUCCUGAACCUAGCCCUUGGCACAUCCAAGCAGACUUCCCUUCCUCAUACUACACACCCUGUCCUCCAACCCUUCCAGGCUGAGAGUCCUGGCCUUCUGCCAGGACCCUUAGAUGCCCCCAAGCUGUGAAUUCCAAGGAGGAAAUCUGUUCAUUCCUGAAAGUGACAGGCACCAUCCAGCUGCGACUAUUUUGUACCAUUGUGGCCCCUAUUCUCCUUGAUUCCCUGGCUCACUAGCAGCAGCCCAGUUUGAGUUUUCCAGCAGGGUGCACAUUUUCCACGGGGAGGCAAGCCUCUUAAGCACAGCUGCUGCAGGAUGUUCAUUUCGGCUGGGCUGAUGCUGCCCACCACCCAGCUUGAUUGGAAUCUGGACCAGUCAGUGGUGUGCAGUUGUGGCGCAGCCUCACCUCUUACCCAAGGUGGUGGCUCACUAGGGGCUCCUGGCAAAUCAAGAGAGAGCAGUCAAUCCCUUUGCUUCUCUCCAAACGAGAAUGGCUUCCACUGUGGGCAUCAGUGCUCCCCCAUUUGAAGUAAGUGGGGUCUUGGCAGCCUCCGUUGCACAAGGGGCGAAGAUGCUGCUGGGUACUUUGGACAGCAUGGAGGGGCGUAGGCACCUAUUUGACCUCUCAGCAGGCGAAUCACAGCUGCUUUUAUAGCAAACGUGGUAUAGUGAAAAUCUGGUGCAUUUGCACUGUCCUGCCCUCCUCGCUGUCUCUCCCCUCUCCUUGCAUUAAGCUGCAGCAGCAAGUUAUCUGCAGUUGGAGGGGGCUGAAACCUAGACCAGAACCAGAGUUAAGUCUCCCUAUAUCCCCCUAACCAUUGCAUGUCCUCCCAUAGUUUCAUAGCAGGCAUUUGUGUCUCCAAAGAAGCCAGAGCCUGCUAUGGCGGUUGUUUUCACCCCUUUGUGUACCCAGCAGAGAAAAAAGCAUUCUUCUCCCCUCCCUUACAAUUUGAUUAAAUAUUCCUGUUUGGUGCCUCUACAUGCAA